AUGCCAUUUGGAAAAAACAACCCUCCUGAAUUGGUUUCACCCUUUUCUUGAUAGCAGCAAGUGAACGACCGUUUAUUUAAUUACCGGGUGACGUCGCUAUAGAAGAGAAUCAUUGCAUGUUUGUAGCUGCAUUUUUCCAAGCUAUAGGCAUCGUCAUUGGCGAUAAAAUAUAAAGGGAGCUGUUAUUUAUACAUCCAGUCCUUUGUUAAGUUCAAUUGAAUUAAAAUUAGAAUCUUGAUCAAUCAAGUUAAAAAAAAAUAAGGUGAUCACAGUAAAUUGAAUGCGAAUUUCAUUUUUCAACAAUCCAUUGGAAUGGGUUGGUACUUCUUUGAGUACAGAGCAUAAAAUAUAAAGACUACUGGACAAUGAGAUCUCCUUAGAGGUGGUGGAACAAAAUUGGAAUAACAGAGAAAGGUGGUAACAGUUUAGGGUGCCAAUGGUGCUCUAAUGUUUGGAGCAGGAGUUUGUUUUCUGAGUGGGCCAGGUGCCUGCGUUGGCAGAUAAUGACCAUCAAGGAGAACUGCAAAUCAGAGGAGCCAGUUGACAGACCAUCGAGAAAUGAGGAGAAAUCGGAACACACAGAGAAAGCUGUGGCUAAGAACAAAAAUAAAAAUUGCAAAGUAAAGUCAACUCUUGAGAGGAAAUUGUCCAGCAAGAUGUUGACAUACGCUAGAGAGACGAUAUGCUUCUUUCUCGCUGUUAUUUUUACAGCAUUGGCUGCCAUGCAUAGCUCGCCACCAAGAGUUUCGAAGCCACCUAUAGCAAGACCAUUUUUCAAUGAGAGCUCUGUAGUUUUGGAUUACUACAAGGGACAUUUGAAUGCACUGAUUGAAAGAGUGACGGAUUCAGAUUUCAGUUUCGUUCUAUACUAUGCUCCAUGGGAUGCCGAAUCUCAAGCAAUUAAAAAAGAAUUUGAGAGUGUGGCUAGGUACUACCAUUCACAGGUGUUUUUUGCCGCAAUCAACUGCUGGCAUCCUGGCUCGGAAUGUAGAGCUAGAUACAGUAAAAUACAAAGCUAUCCAGUUUUAAUGUUCUAUCCUUCCAAAGAAUCUGGAGUACAAUAUCGAGGCAUUAGAACUGCACCAUACAUGAUACUCUUUAUUCAUAACUUUUUGAAUCCCAUCAAGAGAGUCAGCAGUGAUAAUGAGUUGAUGGAUUUACUGAGAUCUCAUGAUGCUGUCAUGAUUGGAUAUUUCCGAUUUUGGGGUUUGAGAAGUACUCCAGGCUACAAACAAUUUUACCAGGCGGCGCUUCAAACGCUCGAAAAAUACCCAAACGGUGAACUAGCAUAUGUGAUGAUAACGAAUUCUCAUACAGCCAGUGAUCACGGAGUUGAACAAUUUCCUGCUGCUAGCUUGCUCAUGUGGAAUGAAACUUUGUUCUAUCCCGAUGGUAAUGCUUGGACCGCAGACAAUUUGUCGGGUUGGGUCAAUAAAGUCGUUCACAGAGUUGUCACGUGGCUACAGCCACCAGGCAGUAAAUCUUUUACCUUUGCUCCAUACUUGUGGGGUGGUCCGAUGCUAUUUUUAUUUACUCCGCGAAACCCCUUGCAUUCCGAAAAUCAUUAUUACAAUUUGUUGAGAGAAGUAGCACUGGAAUAUUACGACUGUUCUGACAGUCCCCAAAUUCAAAAUUUGAUUCAAAGGCUUCGCAAGAGCCGUUUGGAGGCACCCCUGAUAGCUUACAAGAAAAGAGAAUGGUGCACGAAUCUUUUCGAAGAAGAGACAGCUAACAAAAGUCUGUUGACUGCAAAAAAUAAAAAUCGGUGGUCAAACAACACAGCGAACUGUUGCUCGGAUAUACCGACUAACAAGUGCGUCUCGUGUUCGAAACGUAGCAGCGAAGAUCUGGACAAAAUGUGCGCAGCUCCUGGAUCCGCUUGCCGAGGUAGCGAUGUUUUCAGUCUACCAACAUUUGCUUUUGGAGAAGAUCAGAAUUUCGGCUACAUUGAGAACAGAAAAACCGACAGUCACGAAGGCAGAUGCUUUGCCGAGAGGUGCAGGGAUGAUACAACGACCGAAAAAGAAAUCGAUCCGUACUCGUCGAUAGCAGUUCAGAGAACAGCCUUGAAGGAAGACUGCAGAAGAUUUCUGUCUGGUUACAGUUAUCAGCGACCAAUAUUUCCUCAAAACUCGGACUUUAACAGCGGUUCCGACGAGAUUCCGCUGACCGAUGCCAUUUGCAAAGUCAACAAAACUCUAGCCAUAGUUGCCAUUGACAGUCUUCAUUAUUUGCACUUUGCCGAAGGUCUCGGCAUCGACAUCAGCCGCAGCCCCGAUAAGACUGCUGCUGUGAUAAUGGACCCCGCUGACGAGAGUCAAUUCGUUAUGCAAGAAGAGUUUGGUAAGAACACGCUUGUGCAGUUUAUCAACAACUACACAAACGGCUACCUCAGCCGGACUCUGCGCUCUAAUAAUCCAAAACGCUUUGUACGUUCCUUCAUUAACAAGAGCGAAUGCAGGAAGAGCGUGGAAUCGAGGAUUUGCGUACAAGAGCUUUCGACCGAAAAUUUUUCAGAUACUGUUCUUAAUUCUGAUAAGGACGUAGUUGUCAUGUAUCAUUCACCGUACUGCGCUUUUUGCAGUGCCGUAGCUUAUGUGUACUUGACGGUAGCGCAGUAUUUGUCGAAAAUGGAUCACCUGGAGUUUGUCCGUAUUGACGGUGAUAAUAACGAUCUACCUUGGGAGUACACUAUGAAUCGAUAUCCGUCAAUUUUAUUUUUUCCCGCAAGAAGAAAAGAAGAUAGUACGCUGUUUCCGUGGACGUUGCCGGUCUCGGUAGGCAACCUUUUGAGCUUUGUUCUUGCAAAUCUGGAUGAAGAAUCACACGUAGAGGCCUUAGUGAACCUGUGCGCAAUAAGCGCCGGAGGUUCACCAGUUGACUGCUUAGAUCGCGCUCGUUGGCUCUGUCUCGACGUUCUCGAGGAAUAUUUAAAAAAAUUACGCCGAUUACGACGAUUCCACUGGUUAUCGAAGCCUGAAAAACGUUUCUUGAAUCGUCAUCGACGUGAAUUGAUGCUUAAACUGCAGCUAAUCAAAGAAGUGCAUAUUCUGCUUGGAUCGAGCAACAAUCUUGCCAAAGACAAGACUAAGGUACAAAUGCUUCGAAAUGUGUUCAAGAAGUUUUACAAAACGCUGGCAACUUUACGCCAAAAUAAGGGAAAGAACGAGUACUUCGAGUCCGAAGGUGAAUUGGUGAAACAGAACACCUUGUGAUAUUCUCGUAGGUUUUAUCGUUUUUUCAUUAAAAUUUUAAGUAAUUUGGUUUAUUUUACUGUUGAAUUUAUACGUUUGCAAAAUUUUAUCAUUGAGUUUUAAAUUUCGCUUGAAUUGCGACACAUAUUGCAACUAUACCAUUAAGAUUCGUUAUUAUUAAGCUAUUCUCGGUAUGCAAUUUAUCAUAGUACAUAUAUAUAUAUAUAUAUAUAUAUAUAUAUAUAUCUGUAAAUAUCAAAAUAACUUUAAUAAUACACCAUUAGCGUUUCAAUUGGAGAAAAAAUGCUAAUCCAGGAAUGAACGUUCACUUUGAGAAAAUUCUAAUUUUCCUAGCUUUGAUCGAUCGAGCCCGUUAAUACUCGAACCAAACACCAGAGGAAGCAUUUUUUUCCUGCAAUUAAAAAAACAUUCCAAUCUAUUUGAUCAAGAAUUUAUUGAGCAUCAUUCCAAAACGAAAGUAGUCCCAUGGGAUAUCGAAAAUCGGUCGGAGACACUCACCCCUCGAAAAAUUAAUUUUUUGCAAAGCCCGUCUAGCUCUACAGUCGGUCAUACUGUAUACUCGGAUGAGCCUCAGCGCGGGCGUAUACACACGCCAUUAUCUCCGUAUACACAUUAGUCAUCAGUUGGCGAUUAACGAUGCAACACCAUCACACGCUUUUUUAACAUAACAUACAUAUACGCGUAUCGCGUCGAAAAAUCUCUCGAUCUCUCUUAUCGAUUUUUUCGCUUCGACGAUGUAGCAUAUACGUACCUACAUCAUCGUGUUUCCUCAUUCGAGUCGCGAACGCGAUAUUUUGCCGCUAGCUCUCGCGCGACGUAUACAUACUUACGCGCUACACGAUGGGUCGUGCGUCUAAAACCGUUUGCACAGGAUGUACCGAGAGGGUUAUAUACACAGGAAGAAAAUAGGAAACGGACGAUUGAACGAAAAAUCGGUUGCGUGUCGCGUGCACAGAUCGUCAAACUAUUUUACACGUCCAACAACAAAAGAGAAAAACCGAAUUUUCUUCUUCGGUCGUUGCUGAGAGAAAAUCGCGCUUACAUAAACGAACGAAUCAGUUGAAUUUUGGUACAUUGCACCCAUAAAUGAGCCACGAUCGCGCGAGUAUAGGCUAUAUAAUAUACGUAAUUUCAAACAGAAAAACUUCCAAGCCAUUCAGAAGAGAGAUAUGACGACGAACACCGGAGAAAUCGAUCACCAUGUAUAAUAUAUUAUUAUGUAAAUCACAGAGGUCGCGCAAUUAUUUGUAUACAAUAAUAUCAUAUGAUAAUAACAAUAAUAUGAUAAGCAGAAGGGGGAGAAGUCAGAGCGCGGUCGCAACAGGAGUUAUAACGUAAUAAUAUCAGGCGAUACGUAUAUGUACUUUGUACGAUUGGCGAGAGUGUAUUUAUCAAUCUAUCUCUCGAGUGACGCGUGGGAGGGCCUGGGCUUAGUCAUGUGUUUCCCACGUAUACGCGCGCUCGCGUGUACAUGUUUGAUUGUAACGUAAUAUUGAUGCAUGCAUGGUAAACGUGUGUGCACGAACAUUAUGCGGAUGACGAGAGAGAGAGAGAGAAGUGAGCUGUUGUCGGGUGUGGUUUAACUAUUUCUGGACGCGAGGAGAGGAUGUCAUCGACGCCGCCGUUGUCGCUCUGCAUGCGCUGAUAAUGGGGGACGCGCCCGCGUUUGCUUGCCUUGAUUUUUUUUUUCAUUUUAUUUCCUCGCCCACCGCGCACGGGCCAAAUCGACUGUAUAUUAUACCCUGUGUAACGUUUUCCCUAUCAUCGAUGGGAUUGGUAUGCACAGAAAAAAAAAAAGGCAACGAUCGAUGAAAAAUGGUAUAUACACGAAUAUUGAGGGGCCAAAUUUUUUUUUUUUAUUUGUUCUUUGUUUCUGAUAAAAUAAGUUUUAGCGAUGUACAAAAUAUAAUUGUAGACGAGCACACUGUUUCGAUCUCUACUGUUUGUUGACUUGAUUCAAUGGUAGGGCGUAGAUUAUGUAUAAAAUUCGAGGAAGCAGGGGAGAACAGCAAUUGUCAUUUGUAUCCUCGAUUUCCUAAUGUUAUUUGAAAACAUCCCUUGAUACGUAUUGAGUUUGUGCAAAUAAUUUGUAAAACUCACGAAAGAAAUGUAUAAAGACAGGGAGGAAAAAAAAAAAUUAUUGUACAUCUGUACUAUUUUUAUUAAAAAAUAAAAAAUAAAACGAUGA
Messenger RNA from Copidosoma floridanum, 5403 nucleotides. RefSeq names its product thioredoxin domain-containing protein 11. Lineage: Eukaryota; Metazoa; Arthropoda; Insecta; Hymenoptera; Encyrtidae. The record is from RefSeq and is a predicted model, not a curated record.